This is a messenger RNA of Nothobranchius furzeri (turquoise killifish), 7408 nucleotides long. The record is from RefSeq and is a predicted model, not a curated record. Lineage: Eukaryota; Metazoa; Chordata; Actinopteri; Cyprinodontiformes; Nothobranchiidae.
ACCUAUUGUUGGCGUCUGGGCUCAGCAGCUCUCACCUUUCCUUCAGCAUCCAGCAGCUGUCUCUGAACAACAGAGGACCAACCUGACAGCUGAAUAAUUCACAAAGGCUCUGCGUGUGAUUCAGGUCAUAUUGGCUCCCUUUAUCCUCAUUGUUGGCAUGUACAGCAUGACCUGAUGAUGCUGGUCGGUGGGGUGUGUGUGUGCCUCUGCAUUUCAGCGUUCCUUAGAUGGAGUGUGUGUUAGCUUCUGUUACAGCAGCUCUCGAGGACAAGCCGGAGUACUGUGCAGCCCCCUAGUCACGCCCGGGUUUCACCUGAGAAGCUUGGUAAGCUAUAUUCCACUGACAUGUGCUCUCACUAAUGUACCCCCAGGGUGCAGCUGCUUAAUCCACGUUUAGCCUUCAGAUCUGACCUCCAGAUAAACUAACACAUGGAGCCAUGUUGGGAAGAUGCCUUUUAUUGUUCCGAGGUUUGAGCAGCCAAACGUAGCUGUGAGGAAGUCCAUUCUGAAAACCUUCUAUGUUAGACAAGAACGUUUGGGUUUCAUCUUUCACCGUUUAGGCCAUUUUAACCUCAAAGUCAUGCCACCGUUAAAGUCUCGAGGCCGACCAAAUGCUGCAAAGCACAGCACAGCUGCAGAAAGGAAAGCAACCAGAGACCAACAUGUCAGACAGCCUUCACCCACAGCACUCCAGACUGCCACUCAAACGCCCAACAGGACAGGAAAAUCACCAGCGUGUGAGCAGCGUAAGAGCAGAGAGGUCAGGACCACCAGGAGGAACAAAGCUGCUCAGAGUGUGGAGAAAAGCUCAGCAGCAGAAAAGGCUUCUGGCGAGAAAUCACAAGACAAUGGUAGGACGAGAGGGUUGGAGAAAAACAUCAAAGCUACAAGAAACGUUUUCUCAACAGCACCAGAGAGGAUCCACAAGAAGCUCCCCAUCCAGCCUGGACACAAAACAGAGAGUGAUGUUAGUGCCCAGGAGGAGGAGGAGGAGGAGGAGGAGCGAGGUGGCAACAAACAACCAGCCGAGACACAAAGGAGUGAGGAGAGUAGUGAGGAGUCUGAGGCAUCAGGGACUCAAAGUGAUGCAGAGCAGUCUGUAACCAAGGAGUCAGGCGAAGAGGAAGUUUCACCUGAACCUGUUGCAUCCACAGAAGAGGGAGGAGGAGGAGGAGAUCGAGAAAAAGAAGCAGAAGUUUCUGACAGGGUGAGUGAUGAAAAUGAGAUAACCCCGAAGGAGUCAGGGCCGUCUACUGCUGAUGAAGCUGGAGGACAACAGACAAACCCUUUGGAUGUUUCUGACCCAGUAAGGGAGACAAAGUACAAGAUGUUCAGACGCUCCAAGGCUGACAAGAAAACGGGUGUAGGAGAAAAGCAAAAGGCCGAAAAGCAGAGGCGAACAAAGGAAGCCAAACAAAAAGCCAAGGAGGAAAAGAAAAGUAAGAAGGAACAGCCUGAUGAUGAACUUGGUUCUUCAACAGAGGAAGUUCAACCAUCCAUCGAUAACAGAGAAGAGGGUAUGAAUCUGUUGUUAAAGAAAACUAAAAGGAAGACAGAUUCUCUCAAAGAGGAUGACUCAGGUGAAGAAAAGGAGGAAGUUGAGCAGAUAGUACUCAAACCCAACAAAGGCCAACGUCCAAUGUUCCCAACCAAAGAGCCAAACGUCACUCUCGGGACUGGGAAGCAGCAGCAUGUCGGUCAUGUCAUCAAAGGAAAGCAAAAGAGCUUGCUCCUGGGUAGAGAUGAUGCGGCUCCACUCCAGCUCAAGGCAGAGAACCCUGAUGAAGAAACUCCCGAGUGUCCAUCCAGCAGGUCAAUGGCACCUUUGAUGGCACGAAGAACCAGUAUUACAGCUUUUCGCCGGGUGUCUGGCUGGAUCCAAAAGAAAAUCCCACAGCCAUCAAAUCUAAAGAAACCCCUCUCUGCUCUGACUAGAGCCAUCGGCAUCUCUCACUGGCUCUCCAAACGAGCCACAAAACUGAAAAAAGGAACCAGGAGAACUAACAACAAGAUGUUCAAACACAAAAUGGCCAUGAGGGUUGCCAGUGAGACCAGCCUGUUCAGCAAGAAAAGCAAGAUGUCUUCUGAGGACCCAGCGGGUAAAGAGAAAGCCAACCUCCAAGAACAGAAGGAAGAGAGAGUGGAAGAAACAGUGCAGGGGACAGAGAAAGAGCUGGAGGCCAAAUUUGCUGUAGUACUUCCCAGGAUGAACAAACUCAGCAAGGCAAAGAUGGCUGAAACGUUUCAAAGAGCUCCUGCAUCUUCUGCUCCAUCAAAUCCACCUGAGGAACCAUAUGACUCAAAGCCCAAACCUCCAAAGCCAGGUGCUAAGCUUGUGCUUCCUGUCAGACCAGACCUCGGUCUCCUGAAGUCCAUCAGGAAACCUGGCAGCGAAGGCCUUUUGGCAGAUGCAAAUGUAGAAAAGAAGAGCACUAUGUCCCUCGAUACUUCAGAAGAAUCCUCCAUACCUGAUAGCAAAACCAAGAGAGCCACCACUGCUACUCAAGAUGGAGUCAAUGCGUUGCUGGCUGCUAGAAGGAAGCUGAAGCCUUCUCAGAUCAACCUGAGCAGAAUGCCAGUGGGGACAAACAGAAACGGCCUCAAAGGACCUGAUGUAAGAAGGGAGGAAGCUGCUGGGGCAUCUAGGUCCACCCCUCAAUGCUUUCCAACCGGACAGUCAAGUGCAGCAGCAUCUCUGGCUUGGUCUCUGUAUGAAGAAGAGACUGACAGAGAAGUGGCUCAGCUGAUGGGUGAGGAUGGUUUAUAUACCGUCACCCAACCAGACACGCACUGGACUGGGAACCCACGGAUGAGUGGAGAUCCUCAGGACUGGCUCCGCUCAGAGAGUCUGCUGCCCCACCAGACUGUAGAGAAGUUAACCAAGUGGACAGUCUACAAUGACGAAGGCCAAGCCAACGAUGGCAGCGGUCCCUGGGAAUCAGAAGACCCCGCCCAAGAAAUGUUGGAGCGUCGGCUGGCCAGUACACAGGUGGUGAUGCCUAGCAGAAAAGGAGCUAUGGAGGUGGACGAAGUGGAGGAUCUGGUCCAGCUGCAAGAGGUGACAGAGAGCUCAGUGCUUCUGAAUCUGAAGAAAAAGUUCCAGCGAGACUGUAUUUAUACCUACAUUGGGAACAUGCUGCUAUCUAUGAACCCCUUCAAGCCUGUGAACAUUUACUCACAGGAGAUCAGGCAGAUCUAUGAGGGCAAAGAGCAGCAUGCAAGGCCAGCCCAUGUGUACGCCAUAGCUGAUUCUGCCUUCAGACUUUCUCAGUUGUCCACACAAGAACAGUGCAUCAUCAUAAGUGGACAGAGCGGUUCUGGGAAGACUGAAGCUACAAAGCUGAUUGUCCACUAUCUGAGCUCUAUGUACAACAGUGGAAGCAACAGCCUCCAACAGCCUAUGGAGGUCUUCCCCAUCCUCGAGAGCUUUGGAAAUGCCAAGACUAUCCACAACAACAACUCCAGCCGCUUUGGCAAGUACCUCCACAUCCACAUUCUCCAAGGAGAUGUUGUAGGGACUUCAUUGUCCAAAUAUCUACUGGAGAAGUCCAGGGUUGUGUUUCAGUCCAACGAGGAGAGGAACUACCACGUGUUUUAUGAGCUGCUGGCGGGUAUGAACGACUGGGACAAAAAGGAGCUUUACCUGCAGGGAGCUGAGACCUAUUACUACCUAAACCAAGGUGGUGCCUGUGAUUUAAGGGGGAAGCAAGACAAACAGGACUUCAAGCUUUUGCUACGGUGCUUUGAGACUAUUGGCCUUCAUGCUGAUCACAUGUCCACCAUCUGGGCUGUUCUCUCCUCCAUCCUGCAGCUGGGCAACAUCUGUUUCAGCUCAUAUGAGAGUGACUCGUUCGAGGUUGCACAAGUCUUCAGUGAGGCUGAGAUCAGAAGGGUUGGCUCCUUAUUGCAGAUUUCCUCAGAGGCCUUAAAGACAGUCAUUACUCACCGAGUUACAGAGACUACCUAUGAUAGGAUCUACUGCCCCCUGUCUGUGGAAAGUGCCAUAGAAUCAAGGUAAAUCAUUUUAGUUUCUGCCAAACAGUUUUUUAUGAAAACUGUGAUGUUGAUCAAAUGCAUAUUCACAAAAUGGAGUCCAGUCUAUCAUAGUAGUCUAAACAUGUAUAGUUACAUAACUCCUAGCGAGAAACUCAAACAUCCUUCUCUGCAACACUCCCUGGUAACUCUUGGGUGAUUCCAAUAUGCUUCCAGGCCAGAAAGUGUAAAGUAAUAAAAUAAAUGUAUAAAAAUAACGUAUAAAAAACUGAUUUAGUGUCUGCCUGAUAGGCCUCCUCCCAUAAUAUCCCUAGCAAGUCUAGAGCUCCCUAGAGGGAGGUAUUUUAGAUCGUACAUUUCUAACAGAAGUUACGGUGUCUGUAUAAACCAAAUUAUGUCCGAUUCUACUGAUCUGUUCUGUGGGGUACCCCAAGGCUCUGUUUUGGGUCCACUGUUGUUUCUGCUGUACAUACACCCUCUUGGACAGAUAUGUGAUUAUUUUCAUAAUGUCUCUUAUCACCUAUAUGCUGAUGAUAUUCAGCUGUACUGCUCCUUUAAGGAUUCUAAGUUCUACAAACUGUCUGAAUCACUAGAGUGUCUAUCAGCGAUCACCAGCUGGCUAGAAGAUAACUCCCUCCAGUUGAACUCUGAAAAGCAUGACUGUCUGAUCAUUGCCCCUGAGAGCAUGGCUUCCCUGUUUAGUCUAAAACUUGGUCAUUUAUCAUCUGCUGUCAAGACAAACUUGAGGAAUUUGGGUGUUUUUGACCAAUCAAUGUCUCUUGAAGGUCACUCAAAAACGUUGGUCGAAACUGUUUUGAUCUUUUAAGAAAUAUCUCCAAACUGUGAAGGUUGGUGUCAACACAUGAACUAGAAAUGGUUCUCCAUGCCUUUACCUCCUCCCGUCUAGAUGACUGUAACACACUCUUCACAUGUUUUAACAAAAAAUCCUUGACCGCCUUCAGUUGGUCCAGAACUCUGCAGCGAGGCUCCUAACUGGAGCAAACAGAAGAGCACACAUCACUCCUAUUCUGACGUCUCUGCACUGGUUACCCGUUAACUUUAGAGUUCAUUUAGAGUCCUGACUAGAACUUUCAGUGCUCUACAUGGUCAAGCUCCUCCCUAUAUUACUGAAGUGUUAAAACCUUAUGCUCCAACCCGAGCCCUCAGAUCCACCCACUAGAACCUUCUAGAAGUUCCCAAGACCUGAAACAAUAGUCGAGGUGAUCGCUCCUUCCAGACUGUUGCACCCCGACUCUGGAAUGAUCUUCCUUUAUCCUUACAUGGCAUUGACAGUCUGGACAGUUUAAAACAACAGCUAAAGACCCUUUUAUUUAAAGCUGUUUUUAACUAAACCUUUUAUUUUCCUAUUUUUAACUCCAAUUUACAUCACCUUUCAUUUGUUUAUGAAAUUUUAUAAUUUUAUUACUUUAUUUUUUCUGAUGUUAAUCUAUUUAGGAUUUUGUGACUUAGUUUUAUUUUGUUUGGAUCUAUGUGAAGCACUUUGUGAUUCUAUGUCUGUGAUGAGUGCUAUAGAAAUAAAAUGGACUUACUUACUUUACAGGUAGCCUGGCCAUCAAUGCCAAUGCUUCUUUAUGGGAAGCAAAGGGCCAGGUAAUGCUCCCAUUCAAAUAACCCCACCCCUGAGCAGUGUAGGUGUCACACACUGCGCCACUCAGUUUCUCAUAAACAACGAAGAUGGCGUCUGAAGCGAGUUGGCUGCGGCUCUUUCCUCCUCUUUCCUGACUUGGACAUGUCUUUAAAACCAAAAAAAGAACAGGCGCUAAAAGUCUUUCCUCUAAAGACAGAUGUUUGCUUCGUCACCAGACACCAUUUUUAACUACAACUAAAAAACUACAGCGUCACAUGACACAGUCAUCAUUUCUGUCUUUUUUUCUGGUGCUUCAUUUUUUGAGCUGGCUAGUCCCGCCCCUCAUGGCGCUCUCUGCUUUUGAGUAUUCAGACUCAUCCUCUGUGUAGAACAGUCAGAGGGCGAGUCUGCCAGGCCAGGAGGCAACCUAAUUUGAUGCCCCAACUAUAGAACUGCAGAAAAACCCGGUUCUGGCUGAGGUGGAGGGCUGGCGGCCAUGUUUGGAGGCCAGUUUCUAUGUGAUUCAACAACUUCCGGACCCUGGAACUCUUAGUGGUUUUCUUUAAAAGGGGGACUUCUGUGGAUGAGCUGCUUGCUCGUUAGCAUCUCCAUUACAGUGGUGAAGCGCUUUGUGGUUUAAAACUUUUCUUACUAUUAUGGAAUGACCACAGCCUAAAGACUCAUCCUUUCAUUCCACCACUGCUUAGGAGAUCAUGAUCUAUUAGUUGCUGCCAAUAUAGCCACAGCUCCUACGAACCCUGAGCACCCCCUUAUGUGGGACCCUGAGCCAGCACCUUCCUUUAACAAAGCCAAAGGGCCACAGACCUGAUAAGAAUAAACCAUACCAGACCUCAUUUAUUUGUGUUGCACAUUUAAAAACAGCAUGUCAGCUGAUCAAAGUGGUGCACAGAGUAAAAACAGGUAGAACAGCCAUAAGAGUCAAAACACACAAGAUCAAAACAGAAAGUCUAAAACAGCUGGUAAAAACAAGACACAGCACAGAAAGAGCGCUCACCGGCCAAAAGUUAGAAAGGAACGUGUCUUUAGGUCAGAUGAACUAGUGCCAGUGAAGGAGCCCGGCACACGAACACAGGUAGGGUGUUCCACUCGGAUCGCAUCUAGAUUUGUGUGUUAUCUGUCUUUUUCACCGACAUGGUAAUAGAGUCCUGCAAUAACCAUUUUACCUGUCACUUCCAUUAGUAAAAUGACAACGACAUGUUCAAUAGCUUUAAAAUGUCAUUCUGUAUAAAUAGUCUUCAGACUGAACCAGCUGAACAGAGUCCACAUGGUGACAUCACACAUCACGCACUGUGGCCCCAGUUACUGCAUAGUGACAUUAAGUUGACCAGCUAUGGCCUGAGUACAAUGUAAACGUUUCUUAAGUCAUUUUCCAUACAACCUUUGUAAAUGGUAAAUGGCCUGUAUUUGAUAUAGCGCCUUCUAGAGUCCUGGAACCCCCCAAGGCGCUUUACAACACAAUCAGUCAUUCACCCAUUCACACACACAUUCACACACUGGUGGGGAUGAGCUACAAUGUAGCCACAGCUGCCCUGGGGCGCACUGACAGAGGCGAGGCUGCCGAGCACUGGCGCCACCGGUCCCUCCGACCACCACCAGCAGGCAACGUGGGUUAAGUGUCUUGCCCAAGGACACAACAACAGCAACAGACUGAGCGGGGCUCGAACCUGCAACCUUCCGAUUACGAGGCGAGCACUUAACUCCUGUGCCACCGUCACCCCCACCGUCUUUGUGAUUUAUAAAAAAAACAAGUGGAAAACGUGGCAACUUUGAACAAAUAUGGACCUGGCGCAGAAACAUUGUGUCGAC